Molecule: messenger RNA, 2773 nt
Organism: Tripterygium wilfordii
Lineage: Eukaryota; Viridiplantae; Streptophyta; Magnoliopsida; Celastrales; Celastraceae
Product: filament-like plant protein
Exons: 6
Coding region: 356-2467 (703 amino acids)
Source: RefSeq, a predicted model, not a curated record
AUAGGAAACAAACAAGAAAUAGAAACCCACAUUAUCUGCAAACUUUCUUAGUUGUUAACUGAUUACAUCAACUGACAUUCUUCAGAUUUCCUUAGCAUACAUUGUUGUUGUUUUUUAUUUCGUUGUUUGAAAUAUUUUCUGCAAUCUCAAAUCUGAACCCCUCUCCGGCUUUCAUUUAUCAAUGGAUCCUGUCUGAUCUCCAGUCGAGGUCGUUUUCUUUCUCCAGUCGAAGGAUAUGGGUCUCUGGUGGUUUUACAGUUUGGUGGUGUUCCAGAGACCAUUGUUGGUGAGAGAAGUGAUGUUUCAAUGAACGUACUAUAACGUGCUAGUUGCAGUUGGAGUAUUUUACAUCACCAUGGAAAAGAGAAAAUGGUUGUGGAAGAGAAGGUCUUCUGAGAGGAGCCCAGGUGAAACAGAAAGUUCUGGGUCAAUGUCUUCACAUUCCGAGAGGUACUCUGAUGAUCAGGAAGCCUUUAAAGCCUCUCCUAAUAACAGCCAGUCACCUGAAGUUACUUCAAACCUUGUAGCAGCUGGUGAAGAUGUAAAUGAUAAUGUCAGACAUUUAACAGAGAAGCUUUCAGCUGCUCUAGUGAAUGUUAGUGCCAAAGAUGAUUUGGUAAAGCAGCAUUCUAAAGUUGCAGAAGAAGCUGUUGCAGGAUGGGAAAAGGCAGAAAAUGAAUUGGUGCUUGUAAAGAAACAACUUGAGGAUGCGACGAAGAAAAACUCAGCACUGGAAGAUCAUGUGAGCCAUCUUGAUGGGGCCUUAAAGGAGUGUGUUAGGCAGCUACGACAAGCAAGAGAGGAGCAGGAGCAUAAGAUCUAUGAAGCAGUGACAAGGAAAACCCUUGAAUGGGAAUCCACUAAAUCUGAACUUGAAAACCAGCUUCUGGAGCUCCAGAGUACAAUUGAAACUCUGAAUUCCUAUUCUCCUGCUCAUGUUGAUCCUGAAAUUUCCGAGAAGCUUGAAUAUUUGGAGAGUGAGAACGCAGCCCUCAAGCUUGAGCUCUGCUCUCAGUCUGAAGAGUUAGAAAUCCGAACUAUUGAAAGGGAUUUGAGCACUCAAGCAGCUGAAACAGCCAGCAAACAAAAUUUAGAGAGCAUAAAGAAAGUGGCCAAGCUUGAAGCUGAGUGCCGGAGGUUAAAAGCCACGGCUUGUAGGUCUUCCCCAGUUAAUGACCAUAAGUCCACUGCUGCCUCCUCAAUGUGUGUCGAAUCUCUGACUGAUAGCCAGUCAGACGGUGGAGAUCAUAUCACGAUAGAGAGUGACACCCACAAAAUGAGUAGCUCAGAGCUGCGCAAGUCAGAACCAAAUUUCUCCGACUCUUGGGCAUCUGCCUUAAUUGCUGAACUUGAUCAAUUUAAGAAUGAAAAGGCUAUAAACAGAAAUGCUUCCAUUGAAAUUGAUCUUAUGGACGAUUUUCUUGAAAUGGAGCGACUAGCUGCAUUGCCUGAGAUUGAAAUAAGUCAUUCUGAAGAAGCUGUUGCCAAGCAAUUAUCUGAUUCAGAAAAAUCAUUAAGAGCUGAGCUUGAAGCUAUGGUAUGUCAAACAACUGACCUAGAGCAAAAGUUAGUGAAGGCGCAAGCUGAGAAAGCUGAAAUGGAAGAGAGAUUAGAGAAUAUGGAAGUAGAAAAAGCUGAAUUGAAAGGGAAACUAAAGGAGAUGGAAGUAGAGAAAUCUGAAUUGGAAGGGAAACUACAGGAGAUGGAAGCAGAGAAAGCAGAAUUGGAGUUUGCUCUAUCAGAUAAAACUGAGCACAUCGAGGCAUCACUACUGAGGCUGAAGGAAGCUGGUGUGAAGUUAGAGGAGCUGCAGAGAGAAGUAUGUGAGGCAAAUCAAUCAAAGCAACUAAUGGAGUCUCAACUGAUUAACAUGGAAGUGGAGACUCGAACCAUGUCAGCAAAGAUUGAUGCACUAGAAGCAGAUGUCGAAAAUGAGAAGGCUUCAUCAAUGGAAAUUGCAUUGAAUUAUAGGCAACUGGAGAAUGAGCUAUCAAGAAAGAAACUCGAGGUUGAGCUACAGCAGACCGCCAGUGCAAAUAGCCAAAUGAAGAUAAAGCAGGAGGACCUAGAGGUAGCUGCUGGCAAACUAGCCGAGUGCCAGAAAACGAUAGCAUCACUGGGGAAUCAACUCAAGUCUUUAGCAACAUUGGAAGACUUCUUACUCGACACCACUAGUCUGCCCAAAUUAUCUACUGGAUUCUCCCCAAUCCCCAGGCCAUGCGAACCAUGGAAGUUACACUCCAACGAAACAUAUUCACCUAAAGCAGCUUCCUAUUCCUCCAGGAUCACCAUUGAUAGUUCUGGACCUUCAGUAAAUAAAACCGAGGGGAACUCACCCCAGUCUUCAUCUUCAUUUACUUCAUCAACUGUGUCAAUGAAUCAUGUUAGUUCUGAGAAGAAUCGCAAUGGUUUUGCUAAAUUUUUCUCGCGGAGUAAGAAUGGGAUGCAACUUGAUUUGGAGAAAUAAGGAAGAGUGGAAGAGCAUUACAUUACACGGAUUUUCUUAGUUGUAAAAAUAGGGAAUUUGAACAUCUAGGAGGUUUUGAUUAAAUUCUAUUUAAUCAGGCUCUAGGAGUUUUUUUUUUUUUUCAAUGCUUCAUUUUCAUUUUCAUUUUCAUUUAUACAUGAUUGAUGAUCUAUGUUGAUACUAGUUAUGUUUAUUUAUUAAAGUUAUUGAGUGUUCCAAUUUGUUAAUGAUCAAAUAGGGUUCAUCAUCCAUGCCACCUUCAUAUGUAUUGUAAUAUUGUUAAUACCAGAUGAAUUGGUCUGUGAC